CAUGGCGGAGACCCGGCGUGUGUGAGGGCGGACCCCAGAGGCUCGGAGGCCAAUGGCUUAUCGCAAGAGGCCGUGGGGGGCGGGAAAGACGGCCGACGCAGGCCCAACCCGAGGCUCGGGAGGUGGUUAGGGAGUGAAUUUUCUGGAAGGCGACUUUAAAGGCGCCGGGCCGGAGCGAAGGACGUUUUGGUGCCGCCGCCGCCGCCGCCCGGGUCGGGGAGGGGACGCACUGGUGGCAGGAAGCGAGCUGCGCCGGGGUCGUCGCGGAACCAGUUGGUGACCCUGCAGGAUGAACCACAAGAGCAAGAAGCGGAUCCGCGAGGCCAAGCGGAGUGCGCGGCCGGAGCUGAAGGACUCGCUGGACUGGAUCCGGCACAACUACUACGAGAGCUUCUCGCUGAACCCGGCGGCCGUUGCGGACAAUGUGGAAAGGGCAGACGCCUUACAGUUGUCGGUGGGUGAAUUUGUGGAACGUUACGAAAGACCGUACAAGCCCGUGGUUCUGCUGAAUGCCCAAGAGGGCUGGUCCGCGCAGGAGAAAUGGACUCUGGAGCGCCUCAAAAGGAAAUACCGGAACCAGAAAUUCAAGUGUGGUGAGGAUAACGACGGCUAUUCCGUGAAGAUGAAGAUGAAAUACUACAUCGAGUACAUGGAGAGCACCCGAGAUGACAGCCCCCUUUACAUCUUUGACAGCAGCUAUGGGGAACACCCCAAAAGAAGGAAACUUUUGGAAGACUACAAGGUGCCCAAGUUCUUCACCGAUGACCUUUUCCAGUAUGCGGGGGAGAAGCGCAGGCCCCCUUACAGGUGGUUUGUGAUGGGGCCACCACGCUCUGGAACCGGAAUUCACAUCGACCCUCUGGGAACCAGUGCCUGGAAUGCCUUAGUUCAGGGCCACAAGCGCUGGUGCCUGUUCCCUACCAGCACGCCCAGGGAACUCAUCAAGGUGACCCGAGAAGAAGGAGGGAACCAGCAAGAUGAAGCUAUUACUUGGUUUAAUGUCAUCUAUCCCCGGACACAGCUUCCAACCUGGCCACCCGAAUUCAAACCCCUGGAAGUCUUACAAAAACCAGGAGAGACUGUCUUUGUACCAGGAGGCUGGUGGCACGUUGUCCUCAACCUUGACACCACCAUUGCCAUUACCCAGAAUUUUGCCAGCAGCACCAACUUCCCUGUUGUCUGGCACAAGACGGUAAGAGGGAGACCAAAGUUAUCAAGGAAAUGGUAUAGGAUCUUGAAGCAGGAGCACCCCGAGUUGGCGGUCCUGGCUGACUCCGUCGACCUGCAGGAGUCCACGGGCAUCGCCUCCGACAGCUCCAGCGACUCCUCCAGCUCCUCCAGCUCCAGCUCGUCCGACUCGGACUCAGAGUGCGAGUCUGGCUCUGAAGGCGAGGGGACGAUGCACCGCAGGAAGAAGAGGAGGACGUGCAGCACAGUGGGAAACGGGGACACCACCUCCCAGGACGACUGUGUGAGCAAAGAGCGCAGCUCCUCCAGGUGACCGCGCGUGGCUGUCGUCUGUGUGCAAGGACGUGCCUGCAGCCUGCGGCGGGGCCCUGGGGGGCAGCCUUGUGGAUCCCGCAGACCCAGGAGGGCCAGCGAAAGCCAGAGAAUGAGGAGGCUCUGGGAAUGGGAGUCCAGUCACUUAGCAUUUGCUACCGUAGCUUUUUUCUCCGCUACCGAUGCAAGUGAACGUGGCUUGUUUUAUGCAUAAGGGCGAGAAUCUACGUGGAUGGUGCCAAGGGAACCCUUUACAUUAUUUAAUAAUAAAAGUUAAAUUCAUUUUA
Molecule: messenger RNA, 1787 nt
Organism: Eubalaena glacialis (North Atlantic right whale)
Lineage: Eukaryota; Metazoa; Chordata; Mammalia; Artiodactyla; Balaenidae
Gene: JMJD6
Product: jumonji domain containing 6, arginine demethylase and lysine hydroxylase
Exons: 6
Coding region: 290-1501 (403 amino acids)
Biological process (GO): phagocytosis
Cellular component (GO): nucleus; cytoplasm
Molecular function (GO): histone H4R3 demethylase activity; P-TEFb complex binding
Source: RefSeq, a predicted model, not a curated record